AUGUCGGACGCCUCCUCGUGUCGCGUGACGCGCGAUCUCGGCAUCUUUGACUUCUUCCGCAGCCGCUCGCUGUCGCUCGGACGUCGCGAGUCCCACCGUCCGACUCCUAGCGCCCCAGCGAGCGAGCCCAAACCCGCGCGGCACUCGAUCACGGCGUCGUCGUCGAUGCCGCCACGCGCCCGUCACGCUGCUGCUGCUCCUGAGCCUCUGAACGUCGUGGCGCCUGUGCCCGCUGCGUCUUGUUCGGCCUUCGUGCCGCCUCUCUCGGAGAUUGUGAACUCGAGCGCGACGCUCUCAGCUUCGAUGGAGUCGCUCAGUACGAACGACCACUUGAGUGACGAUGACAGCGACAGCGACUCGGGGACCGCCUCGACUGGCGGCGACGACAAUAGUGAAAGCAGCAGAAGCGGCAGUAGCAGCUGCAGCGUGGGCAGUGCAAUUGUCAAGUACGAGGUCGUGCAGGAGCUCGGACGAGGCGCGACGGCUGUGGUCCAGCUCGCUCGGCAGCGCGAUGGCGAGCACCUCGUGGCUCUCAAAGUGUUCAAGACGUCGCUGCUCAAGAAGAUGCGGGACGUGAAGCGAGUGGGGCGACGGAUGGUCGUGUCGACGGCUCUGGACAAGGUGCAGAUGGAAAUUGCCAUCAUGAAGAAGCUGCACCACCCGAACUUGUUGAAUUUGUUGGAAGUGUUUGACGACGAUUCCGAGACGCUCGUGUUGAUGUUGGAGUAUGCGCCGUCUGGACAAGUGAUGACGUGGUUCCCUGAAGAAAAGGUGUACAAGAAGAGUGGCAGCAAGAGGGGAGCUGCUACUUGUUUUCGCGAAGAGGAGCUGCGCGUGUGUGUGCGCCAGCUUCUACUGGGACUCCAGUACCUCCAUGACAACAAUAUCUGUCAUCGAGACUUGAAGCCGGAGAACAUUCUCGUGGGCCAGGACGGCACGUACAAAAUCUCCGACUUUGGCGUUGCGCACUUUUUCGAGGAAGAGGACAAAGAAGCUAAGCUGAAGUCUUGUGGUGGGGAGGCGUCGCUUGCUGCAGCGAGGCCGCAUCGGAAGGGUUACGUCUCGACGACGGCUGGCACGUAUGCGUUUAUGGGCCCGGAAACGCUGAAAGGGGGUGAAUACAGUGCCUAUGCAGCUGACAUUUGGGCGCUGGGGGUGACGAUCCACGCCCUGGCGCUCGGUGCGAUCCCGUUCUACGAUCCCGAUGUUGUGACGCUGUUCGAGAUGAUUGAGACCGGCCCGGUCACGAUUGAAACGAAGGUCCAAGGCAGCUCGGGCCUUAGUAAAGGGUUGACAGAGCUCCUGUACGGUCUGCUCGAGAAGAAUCCCGAGCAGCGCUGGUCGUUGCAGAAGUGCAAGGAGCAUUCGUGGGUGCUACAAGGUCUGUCGAAGCAAGAGCAGCAGGAGUAUGUGCAGACGAGUUAUGACGCGGUUACGAUUGGGCCGGAGGAACUCGCGCGCGCUGUGACACGAGUGGUCUCGCUCAAUGUGAUACUGCGGGUCAAACUGGGCGCCAACAAGUGGAAGCGCCGAGCGAUGCAGACACUAAAGGAGCGACGGCAAUCGCUACAAAACGAUGGCGAUGGGGCUAAGUCGGACACGAGUCGAUCGGUGUGCUCAUCCGUGGAUCCGCCGUCGUUGAAUUCGGUCCAGUCGGACGCGCCCCAGCAGUCGACAAGUGCCGCUACUGCACUCACAAGCGCUCAGCCCGCGGUUUAG
Molecule: messenger RNA, 1719 nt
Organism: Peronospora matthiolae
Lineage: Eukaryota; Oomycota; Peronosporomycetes; Peronosporales; Peronosporaceae
Source: the annotation of a GenBank genome assembly